This is a messenger RNA of Drosophila miranda, 3501 nucleotides long. It is a transcript of the gene bel, whose product is annotated as ATP-dependent RNA helicase bel. Gene Ontology annotation, biological process: cell differentiation; gamete generation. NCBI's taxonomy places the organism in Eukaryota, Metazoa, Arthropoda, Insecta, Diptera, Drosophilidae. The coding region runs from base 510 to 2915 and encodes 801 amino acids. Gene Ontology annotation, molecular function: RNA helicase activity; ATP binding; RNA binding. The transcript has 5 exons. The record is from RefSeq and is a predicted model, not a curated record. Gene Ontology annotation, cellular component: P granule; nucleus.
AUCGAUAGUGUCUUCGAUGGUUUUGCAGCCCUCUAAUUCUCUCACAAACGGCCUUGUUCUCUCGCUCUUUGUGUGAGCGAUUGGUUGAGAGUUUCUAGAGACACGCGUCUGAGCAUAAAAAACGCGAACUCGUCGGAAAAAUUAAAAUUUCCAAGCGUAGCACAAUUACAAAAACCGCUUGUAAUUGUCGAGCCACAAGCAGGCCGUAUAAGUUCGAAGUUGAUCGAUUCAAAAAUUGAACAAAGGAACUGUGAGAAGUACAGACUUCAUUUGAAAUUCCACAUAAGAACGUAGUAGCAGCAGCUUGUGGAACGUAAGAAGUUGUCGGAAAAACUAAUGAAAAACGUAUAGACACAAAGUGCAACACAAAUACUGAAGAAAGAGAGAAACAAUUUUCACACAUCUUUUUUUGUCGCAAAUAGCAAGUGUGCACCCGAACAAAGCGUAACAACUGCAAAAUUUUCCUAAACGGAAAGCAAGAAAAAACAAGCAACUGAUUGGAGGAUAAUAUGAGUAAUGCUAUUAACCAAAAUGGCACAGGUCUAGAGCAGCAAGUUGCUGGUCUGGACUUGAAUGGCGGCUCAGCUGACUACAGCGGCCCCAUAACAAGCAAGACUUCCACUAACUCGGUCACCGGUGGUGUUUAUGUGCCCCCGCAUCUUCGUGGUGGUGGUGGCAACAACAACGCAGCGGAGGUAGAUAGCCAGGGCCAAGGCCAGGGCUUCGAUUCGAGAGCCGCUAAUCCGCGCGCCGACAGCAGGGAACCGCAGCAGAACCGCAGCGGUGAGUAUCGCAGAGGCGGCGGCGGCGGUGGUCGUGGCUACAAUCGUCAGAGCGGCGAGUACGGAAGUUUUGGCGGCGGAGGACGUCGUGGAGGAGGUGGUGGCGGUCGCUUUGAGGACAACUACAACGGUGAUUUCGAAUCGCGUCGUGGAGGCGACUGGAAUCGCAGUGGUGGCGGCGGUGGACGAAGCUUCGGUGGGGAUCGGCGAGGUCCCUCGUAUCGCGGUGGUGGAGGCGGCAGUGGUACUGCCCUUGACGAACAGCCCGAUGAGGGCCAACAACAGCCGCAACAGCCACGCAAUGAUCGCUGGCAGGAGCCAGAGCGCCCAAGCGGCUUUGAAGGCGGUGUCGAAGGCGGCGCUCCGGGAGCAGGCGGAAACAGAACCUUUAACAAUCGCGGCGAACGCGGAGGCGGCUCUGGCUACAACAGUCGCUGGAAGGAAGGCGGAGGCGGCAACACCGACUACACAAAACUGGGAGCCAGGGACGAGCGUUUGGAGCAGGAGCUGUUCGGCGUCGGCAACACGGGCAUCAAUUUUGACAAAUACGAGGAUAUACCCGUGGAGGCGACGGGCCAGAAUGUUCCACCUAAUAUCACAACGUUCGAUGAUGUGCAGCUGACGGAGAUUAUUCGCAACAACGUGAGCCUUGCGCGUUAUGACAAACCGACACCGGUGCAGAAGCACGCCAUACCGAUCAUCAUCAGCGGACGUGAUCUGAUGGCCUGUGCCCAGACCGGCUCCGGCAAGACGGCCGCCUUUCUCGUGCCCAUCCUUAAUCAGAUGUACGAGCACGGUAUGUCGGCGCCGCCGCAGAACAAUCGACAGUAUAGCCGGCGCAAGCAGUAUCCGUUGGGUCUGGUGCUGGCACCGACCCGCGAGCUGGCUACCCAGAUCUUUGAGGAGGCCAAGAAGUUCGCCUACCGUUCUCGCAUGCGUCCGGCCGUUCUUUACGGCGGAAACAACACCAGCGAGCAGAUGCGCGAGCUGGACCGGGGAUGCCAUUUGAUUGUGGCCACACCGGGGCGAUUGGAGGACAUGAUCACGCGCGGCAAGGUGGGUCUGGAAAAUAUUCGCUUUCUAGUACUGGACGAGGCCGAUCGCAUGUUGGACAUGGGCUUUGAGCCGCAGAUCCGUCGCAUUGUGGAGCAGCUAAAUAUGCCACCCACUGGGCAGCGGCAGACGCUGAUGUUCUCGGCCACAUUCCCAAAGCAAAUUCAGGAACUGGCGAGCGAUUUUCUCAGCAACUACAUUUUCCUCGCCGUGGGCCGAGUGGGCUCUACGUCCGAGAACAUUACUCAGACCAUUCUCUGGGUCUACGAGCAGGACAAGCGCUCGUAUCUUCUCGAUCUGCUCUCCUCCAUACGCGAUGGGCCCGAAUAUAGCAAGGACAGCCUGACGCUCAUUUUCGUGGAGACAAAGAAGGGGGCGGACUCGCUGGAGGAGUUCCUCUAUCAGUGCAGCCAUCCGGUGACCAGCAUUCAUGGAGACCGCACGCAGAAGGAGCGCGAGGAGGCUUUGCGCUGCUUCCGCUCCGGCGAUUGCCCGAUUCUGGUGGCCACCGCUGUGGCUGCCCGUGGUCUGGACAUUCCACAUGUUAAGCAUGUCAUCAACUUUGAUCUGCCCUCGGAUGUGGAGGAGUAUGUCCAUCGCAUUGGCCGUACCGGCCGUAUGGGCAAUCUCGGCGUGGCCACGUCCUUCUUCAAUGAAAAGAACCGCAACAUUUGCUCGGAUCUGCUGGAGCUGCUGAUUGAGACGAAGCAGGAGAUUCCUAACUUCCUGGAGGAUCUGCUCAGCUCGGAUCGUGGACAUGGCGGAGCAAAGCGUCGCGGAGGUCCUGGCGCCCGCUAUGGCGGCUCUGGCUUUGGCUCACGCGAUUACCGCCAGAGCUCUGGCGGCGGCGGCGGUGGUAGUCGCGGCGGCAGUGGGCCCCCUCCCCGCAGCAGUGGCGCUGGAGGCGGUGGUGGCGGAAGCUUCCGCAGCAAUGGAAACUCGUACGGUAAGUUUGGAGGCAACUCUGGUGGUGGCGGAUACUACGGAAGCAGCGGCGGUGGUGGCGGAUCCUAUGGCGGCUCGUAUGGCGGCGGCGCCGCCUCGCACUCAAGCAACGGUCCGGAUUGGUGGGGUCAAUGAGAAAGGCCUCAUCCGCAGGGCCAGGGGUACCAACGGCCUGUGUACGCCACGCCGAGGGAGCAGCAGCAGCAGUCGCACUCGCAUCAUAGCAACUUUCGCAAUUAACUAAAGAGAACUAAAGAGAGAAGAGAAAACACAAACAGAGAUCAGUUGGUCAGUCGAUAGAAACUAUAUAUUAUGUACACAUACAUACAUAUAUUAUAUAGGAACAGCAAAUGUGAAAGAGGAUCUGUCUGUGCGCAGCGCAACACACACAAAACAGCAAACACACAAACACGGACACACAGAAAUAGAUCUUGACCAUUUAUCAGCUAUCCCUCAAGUCGAACACCAACACCAACCAUAACCCAACCCCAUACCCAAUAGAAGCAAAAAUAAUAAAUGCUAAAAAAUAAACUUAAAAAGUAUGUUAUUCAUGUAAAGAGCGUACACUCAGGCCUAUCCAUCCCCCAUCUGCCCCAUCAACGAAACAGCAACAACAAAUUCAUUGAAGCGAAAAGGAAGGAAAGGAUUUAAAAACAGACAUACACACACACAUAUUACAAAUAUGAUAAACACCACAAUAUAAGAAUAUUUAAGCAACAGA